Chaetomium globosum CBS 148.51 is the source of this 1515-nucleotide messenger RNA. RefSeq lists its product as uncharacterized. Gene Ontology annotation, molecular function: FAD binding; oxidoreductase activity. The record is from RefSeq and is a predicted model, not a curated record. Lineage: Eukaryota; Fungi; Ascomycota; Sordariomycetes; Sordariales; Chaetomiaceae. The transcript is spliced from 5 exons. The coding region runs from base 1 to 1515 and encodes 504 amino acids.
AUGGGGCUGCUUGGUGUCUCGACUCUCUUGGCGGCACUGGCCGCAGGCGUCAACGGCCGUGCUGCUGGUCCGCCAGCCGCCAGAGAUACGGACUCUCUGAUCGAUUGCCUCCAUUCUUCUCUUUCUCCAGAGGGCUCCGUGUAUCUGCGUGGCGAUGACAGAUUUGCCAACGCUACGGUUCGAUGGAACCGUAACCACCAGCCUACCUUUGCCGUUGUGGCCGCCGUUGCAAACGAACAAGAUGUCAAAGCUUCGGUUUCCUGUGCCACGUCGACCGGAACUCCUUUCCUGUUCACCGGUCCUCGCCACGGCUUCUCUACCGGCUGGGAAACACUGACCGACGGGCUGGCAAUUUACACGGAAGCGUUCUCUCAUGUGGAUGUCGAUGUGGAGUCUAGCACAAUGAUUAUCGGAGGGGCUGCUGUCAUGAAAGACGUCUCUGAUGCUUUGCAAGCAGUGGGGAAAAACUUCCCGGUCGCAGGCGGAUCCUGUGUCGGCAUAGUUGGCGCCAGCCUCGGGGCCGGUAUUGGGCGACUGCAAGGGCUUCAUGGUCUUAUGCACGACAGCAUGCUCUCGGCUCGCCUUAUGUUGCCAAAUACGACCGUGGUCGAGGUGUCGGAAAGCUCAAAUCCGGAAUUGUUCUGGGGGCUUAGGGGCGCCGGGUUCAAUUUCGGCUUCGUCCUUAAUGCGACAUACCGUGUCUACGACGCCCCCGCCGGGGGGACCAACUUCAAUGCUGACUUUGAGUUUCCCAUGAGCAGCAUAAGGGCCUUUUACCAAGCACUACACGAUCGGAUCGAAAGCGUGAUGCCCGCUCCCUUGUGCCUGGCUACCGGACUAGGGUUCAACCGCACUCUUAAUGCCACAACCUUAAAAGUGAAUGCUGUUUAUGCCGGGUCGGAGGACGAGGGGCGGCGAGAUGUUGAAUUUCUCACGGAUAUCGGCACUGAUCUUCGCCGAAACUUCACGCAGGUCCCAUGGAAUCGUCUGAACCGGAACGUCUACUUCUCAGGCAAUAACCCCGCUGCGGACCUUUGCAGCCCGGGUGGCGUACGGGGAGAUACGUACGGCGUAGCUCUCAACACCAUCGACGUGGACGCGCACGUUCGUGCGGCGGAGCAGUUUGACUACAUGGUGACUAAAUAUCCCGAGAUGAGCCACAGCGGAGGCGGAGGAUACUUUUGCGCCAACCAGGCGGUUGUUGCCCGGGCGCAGGACUACACUGCGUACCCGUGGCGGCAGGCGGUCGGUCAUCAGACCUUUGGGUUUCUGUACGGAGAUAACACCACUACGACCGAAGCCGACAUCGAGGACUUGCCCACCAAGUUGCGCGAUAUUUUAUCCUCUACCGCUGGUACUCCGGAUGGUCUCAAUGCUUAUGUGGGCUUUUCUCACGGCGAUGAGUCCGCCAGAGCCAUUUGGUCUGAUGCCAAUAUUGCUCGCUUGAGGGCGUUGAAGAGGGAGUACGAUCCCAAUGGGUUGUUCAGCUGGUACCACCCGAUCCCACUCGAGUAA